AGGCUGAACCAGGGGAAGAAAGAAACUCGCCUCGUUUAGAAUAGCUGCGGUGCUGGAGUAGUCAACACUCGUCGCCUGAUAGUUCCAGCCAAAACGGGACAUCAAACCUUUUUUAUUUUAUUUAUUUGGUUCAAUUUAAAUCCUCUUCUCAAACAAGAUGUGACUCUUUUCAAAGAACAGAUACCUUUUAGAAUAUCCAUGUCGUUCAGGAUAGCCGGGAGAGAGAACGUCAAGGGGUUUUCUACGAUUGGAAGUUAUUUGUUGUGAAUUGUUUUGAAUAUGUUAUUCCGAAGUGAGUUUGUUUUUUGUUUGUCUCCGUUCGUCGUGGACCUUUAAUUUGGAAUCUAUCGACGAAAUCCAGAUCGUCAAGGGAAACCCAGAGCGAGGAUUCUACAAAGCCAGAGAGCUCACAGACCGGGGAUUUAAAUUGUUUGGUGUGCUCCGGGAGAAGCGAGAGUCAAAGAAAGAAAUUCAUGUGGCCAUUCUCUCUUUAGCAAACAUUUUGGAUUGCAGAAUGAGCAAGGAAAGACCUAAGAGGAAUAUCAUCCAAAAGAAAUACGAUGACAUAGAUGGGAUCCCCUGGUCAGAGGAGAGGGAUGUGAGGAAGGUGCUCUAUCUCUCCCUGAAGGAGUUCAAGACUGCUCAGAAAAGGCAGCUUGGAGAUGGAACCAAAUACACAAAUGGUUCCCAUGCCCGCGGCCAGCUCAACGGCUUGGGGCAGAAGGGCCACAAGGCUGACGGGUUGCAGUUCCAGAGCACCGAUGGCAGCAGCGAGUACUCUGAGGAUGGUCCUGCCAAGAAGAGGCCCAGACUGCAAGCGCAGAGGAAGUUUGCCCAGUCUCAGCCCAACUCUCCCGGCACCACGCCGGUCAAGGUGUCUGACACCGCCCUGCCCGCCCCCUCCGCUCACAUCAGAGACAUCUCCAGACGGAAACCCAAGACUGAGGACUUCCUCACCUUCCUCUGCCUGAGAGGUUACUCCUCCUGGCCAAAUGAAGGUUCGUCAGCGUUGCCCAGUAACAUGGCGUACUUCGGGAGCUCUCAGGAUGAAGAUGAGCUGGAUGAUGAUGAAGAGGAAAACGAGGAUGUGAAGCCAGACAUCAGUGUGGCGUCUACUUCCUGUCAGUCCACGCCCAGGAAGGGCAAACCCCCAGGGAAACACGCCGUCAACGGCCACGUGUUGAAUGGACACAGCAAGUCGCCCCGGGACAGCCCCAAGCCCAGAGGGAAGGAGUGGGUGCAGGUGAGGGAGCGCAGUGAGAGGGCCGAGGCCCGGAGGGAGCAGGCCCUCAGCCAGCCAGAGGCCACAACCAGGGGCCACACCUUACCCAGAGGCCACACUACCAAUGGACUGCCUCACAGGAGGGCUGCAGAGGAGCCCCGCAAGCAGGUCUUUAAAGUGAACGGCGUCACACGGGUGUCCCAGACAGGCGUGCACACGGCCGGUGCCCAAAAAACUAAAGACUUCAGACUGCCGUCCAAAACUGUGAAGGGCCAAGUCACAUACACCAAAGCAAAACGAGAACUGGUCAAGAAAACCAAACUGAACCACCGCAAACACAGCACUGCUGCUUCCCAUAGAGCCAAUAGCAACAAUCACCACCGCCACCAGCGAAUCCCCCUCUCCAACUCAGGAAAAGCCCAGAAUAGCAAAGCAAAAACACGCAAACAGGUGCUAUUAUCCAAUGGGGUGUACAAGGUGGCUAACGGGGGCGGAGUGCGCCUCAACGGUGGCCUCUGUGCCAAGCAGGAGGUGGGCAGGCAGGGGCGUGAGGGGCUGAGGAACUCCAAGCGGAGGCUGGAGGUGGCGGUAUCGGCCAUCGGGGCGGUGGCUGACUCCCAGGGUCAGCUGGUCAUCCUGGAGAAUAGCCCCAACCUUAAGAAGACAAAACAACACCAGACCAGCCCUCUGGACGGUAAGACCCAGCACCAGACCAGCCCUCUGGAGACACGCAGUAAGAAAGCCUGUCAGGACAAGACCGUGGUCCCCAAUGGACACAUCGUCAUGGAAACCACCCCUCCCCCGACCCUGCUAGCCCCACCCCCUCCCCCAACUCCUCCCGCUACAUCACCAGCCAAUCCAGAGCCAGAGCGUCAGCGGCCCAAGCGGGCGUCAGCCGGCAAGCUGAUGUUCAUCAGACAAGCACAGCAGCGGGCGCAGGUUGCCUCUAACCCUAACCACAACCGUUCAACUACCUCAGAAUCUCCUUGCCACACUUCUGGACACACUCCUGGACAUAUCCCUCACAAACCAGCAGAGCCCCGGCCUGACAGGGAGUGGGAAAGGGAGAAGGAGAGGGAGAGAGAGAGGGCGGAGAGGAGCAGGGUGAGCUGGGCGGCGUUGGGUGAGGCGCCAGUGUUCUGUCCCACCCAGCGGGAGUUCCAGGACCCCCUGGUGUACCUGGACUCUGUGCGGGAGGGGGCGGAGCCCUGCGGACUUUGUCGUGUGGUUCCCCCGGCUGACUGGCGCCCAGAGUGCAAACUGAACGAUGAGAUGCGCUUUGUGACCCAGGUGCAGCGCAUCCACAAGCUGGGCCGUCGCUGGGGCCCCAACGUACAGAGGCUAGCCUGCAUCAAGAAGCACCUUAAAUCUCAGGGCAUCACCAUGGAAGACCCCCCGCUCAUCGGUGGCUGUGAGGUGGACCUGGCUCGGUUCUUCCAGCUGAUUAAUGACAUGGGCGGCAUGCAGCAGGUGAUGGACCUGAAGAAGUGGAGUAAACUGGCUGAUCUGCUGCGGAUCCCCAAGUCAGCCCAGGACCGUCUAGCCAAGCUGCAGGAGUCCUACCUUCAGUACCUGCUGUCGUAUGACUCUCUGUCCCCCGAGGAGCACCGACGCCUGGAGAGGGAGGUGCUGCAGGAGAAGGAGGGCUUGGAACGCCUCAGGGGGCCCCUGGAGGGCCACACAGAGAGGAGCCUGGCCCUGCCGCGAUACGAGCCUAAGAACGGGCUGGCCGGCAGUCUGGUGCAGCGCAGCAACGGUCAGCUGUGCAGCCGGCUGAAGGAGCUGGACAGUCAGCAGCUGAAGGUGGGACGCCGGAGGCUGUUUGCUCAGGAAAAGAAUAAUGGGGACAAGACACAGCAGGAGGAAGAGGAGGCGGAUAUGGAGAAAGGCGUUCUCAGUGACCAGCACAAGUGUAUUUACAAGGGGAAAUCUGUAUCUCUCACCAACUUCUUUAGGAUAGCCAGGAACACCAUGACCAUGUGCUUUAACAAAGAGCCCGGUGCUGCUGAGGUCGAGCAAGAAUACUGGAGGAUAGUGGAGCAGAGGCACUGCCAUGUGGCAGUGCAUUAUGGGAAAGUGGACACCAACACACACGGAAGUGGCUUCCCCGUGGGAAAGUCAGAGCCAUUUUCUAAACAUGGAUGGAACCUCACUGUCCUCCCAAAUAAUUCUGGAUCCAUUCUGCGGCAUCUUGGAGCCGUGCCCGGGGUGACCAUUCCCUGGCUGAACAUUGGCAUGGUCUUUUCUACCUCAUGCUGGUCUCGAGACCAAAACCGCCUUCCAUACAUUGAUUACUUACACACUGGUGCUGACUGCAUUUGGUAUUCUGUUCCUGCUGAAGAGAAGGUGAAGCUUGACAAGGUGGUUCACACACUGCUGCAGGCCAACGGGACCCCCGGGCUGGAGAUGCUGGAGAAGAACAUCAUGAUCUCUCCGGAGGUGCUUUGUCGAGAGGGUAUCAAGGUCCACCGCACCGUCCAGCAGAGUGGUCAGUUUGUGGUCUGCUUCCCUGGGACCUUUGUGUCCAAGGUCUGCUGUGGCUACAGUGUGUCGGAAACCGUUCACUUUGCCACCCCCCAAUGGAUGAACCUGGGAUACGAGGCUUCUAAGGACCUUAAAUGCCGGCACAUAGCCAAACCCUUCUCCAUGGAGAAGUUACUCUACCAGAUCGCUACGGCCGAAUCCAAACGCGAGAACGGACACCUUCUGACAACAAUCUCCGCUCUUCUCAAAGACCUCAGGAACAUAGAGAUGAGACAACGGCAGGAACUGUACGAGGCGGGGCUUCUGUCUUCUGCCCGCUACGGAACACACGACAACAACCUGAUGCCCGGCGACGGACGCAAGAAACCCAGGAAGUGGCUGGCGCUAGAGUCCUCAGAGAGACGCUGCCAGACCUGCCAACACCUCUGCUACCUGUCCAUGGUGGUCCAGGAGAAUGAGAACGUGGUCUUCUGUCUGGAGUGUGCUCUGAGAUACGUGGAGAAUCACAAGUCCUGCAGAGGCCUCAAGAUGAUGUAUCGUUAUGAUGAGGAGCAGAUCAACAGCUUGGUGAAGCAGGUGUGUGGCAAGGCCCUGGAGAAGACGACUGAGAAAUGUAAUGGUGCGAGCCCCUUUAAACCACCACCCAAACGCGGUCCCCGGAAGAGAGCCACCGUGGAAGUGUCCCUGUCCCGCCUCUCCUCCCACCUGUCUCCCGCAGCCGUCUCAUAAGGAAGUUAACACCCCCCACUGCCCCUCCAUCUUAGUUUGGCGAAUCACUGUUGUCCUUUUUAAAGAAAGAAAAAAUAUUUCCAGCUUUUAAUGCCCCAAAUCUCCUCUACCUAUGCCCCUUACCAUGACAAACUACCCCCCCCCCUCCCCCCUUUAGUAUGGCAAACUUGUGAAAGCAAACUGUAUUUUUUUGCACUAGCACAGAAAAAACUAUUUUUCAGUUCAUUUUUUGGGGGGGGGGGUUAGUUGAUGUCGUCCUUAGCAUUAAUUGAAAAGUUCACCGGUAAAUGUUGUGCCCCUUGCACUGCCCCCUUCUACACUUUUUGAGGAGAGGGUCAGAUUGGUCUUCCCUACCCACACUGCAGUCACACCCAUCGCCACCUGUCACUCAACUGUGAACAAAGGGACGAACGGAGAAGGUGCUCCUUUUUCAUUAUUAUUGAAAGUAGAACCCAAAGUUUGCUCUCGUCUUUAGUUUUUGAAGAUGAGUUGUUUAUAUUCUCCUCUUUUACCUGCAGCAGCUCCUGUUGUUCAGGGUCUGUUGUUCAGGGUCUGUUGUUCAGGGUCUGUUGCUCCCUAACCCACGCCAGGUAAAACUUGAAAGGCAGAUGUGUUUUGGCUUGCUUGUUUUUAUUUUGGAUUUUAGCUUUGAUUUUAGUCUUCUGUGUUUAUUUUGUCGUUUUGUUCCUUGGUGGCUGUGGAACUAGCGGUGCCGUGGCUGUAUGUCAGAAAUACAGACCUGGGUGCCGUGGCUGUACGUCAGAAAUACAGACCUGGGUGCCGUGGCUGUACGUCAGAAAUACAGACCUGGGUGCCGUUGGUCUCUGUGCCCGUAGUAGAAGGGAGGCCUCCUUCGCUAGCGAGUGAAAACUGUGCCUAAUACUCAGCAAGGAGAUCCAUAGUUUUUGGUGCUGUUGGUUAUUAUUACUGUAUAACAAUACAAAAGAAAGUUGAGGUGCUGGCUAACUACUAGCCUCCUCUCCCACAGGGCGGUAGCCUCUACUCUCCUCUCCCACAGGGAUGAGGUUCAAGGUUUUCAUGUCCCACAGGGUUAGGUUAGGGUUCUAGGCUCUCCUCUCCCACAGGGUUAAGUUAGGGUUCUAGGCUCUCCUCUCCCACAGGGUUAAGUUAGGGUUCUAGGCUCUCCUCUCCCACAGGGUUAGGGUAGGGUUCUAGGCUCUCCUCUCACACCGGGUUAGGGUAGGGUUCUAGGCUCUGCUCUCAUACCGGGUUAGGUUAGGGUUCUAGGCUCUCCUCUCCCACAGGGUUAGGGUAGGGUUCUAGGCUCUCCUCUCCCACAGGGUUAGGGUAGGGUUCUAGGCUCUCCUCUCCCACAGGGUUAGGGUUCUGGGCUCUCCUCUCCCACAGGGGUAGGGUUCUAGGCUCUCCUCUCCCACAGGGGUAGGGUUCUAGGCUCUCCUCUCCCACAGGGGUAGGGUUCUAGGCUCUCCUCUCCCACAGGGUUAGGGUUAUAGGCUCUCCUCUAGAUGUGCAAUCAUGUUAACAUUCCAUUCUUCCAGUCCUAUUGUUUCAGCUGUACCAGUAAACAUUCAUUAUUAUUAUUUUAUAUUUUUAUUGUGUAUGCGUUCUGAUGUGCGCGUAGAACCACUAGUCAAAGGGUGUAAAAUGUGAAAUAUGGAAAUCCAUGUUCUUUUUUUUUGCUUUUGCAUUUUCCCUUUUUCAGAUGAAUUAUGUAUGAUUUUAGGAGAAAGUCCAACACAAAAACAAACUUUUGUACAUAAUCCUGUAAAUGUCUUUAAAUACUUGAGCCUUUUCUGGGGUGAAGGAAGGAAUGAUGCCUCUAAAGGUAUUAGUGGAAGCAAGGGAGGAAGUGCUUGAUGAAGAAAAAGCCUUAUGUUUCAGUUUCUUCAUGUGUGUGAGUUUGAUGCUUACAGGGUUGCUCUGGUUACAUGUAUACAUUUAAGUGCUGCUUACAUCAGUGAGAAAGAUAUGGAGUAGCAAUGGCCCCCUAUUUUAUUUUUAUUUUUUAGCUUUACUUUUUUAAAGAAAAGGGAAAAUAUGUUCACAAAAAAAAUUGUUUUAAAUUUUCAUUACUGAAAAUUCAACAAUGUAGUAGCUCAUGUUGCACUGAGCUUGCCAGUGGUGGCUGACAAGGUGAUCCUAUUAUCCAGUUUGUUGGUUGUUGUCCUUUACAGAAGACUGAACUGUUUUAGGAGUAUUUAAUGAAAACCAAGUUGGGUGUUUUCCACAGAAAGUGGUUGUCAAGUUUUUAUGGCCUUACAAUGUAUUUUAUUCAGAAUUCUUUUUUUUUUUUUUUUUUUUUGCAUUUUCUUUUUCUACAGUAUAAACUAUUGCUCACGGUCUGGCAAGUUAAUUUAUUAGCGAUGCGUCUCCAGCUUUCCUUCCACUUGGAAAGAUUUCAUGUUGGUUAUAUUGCCAGUUUUUUUUACUUUUGCAGUUUGUACUAAAGGUUUAAUAAAAACGUACAGACAAUUCACUGUCUUUUCUUUUGAA
This is a messenger RNA of Salmo salar (Atlantic salmon), 6910 nucleotides long. RefSeq names its product protein Jumonji. Gene Ontology annotation, biological process: regulation of gene expression; chromatin remodeling. Lineage: Eukaryota; Metazoa; Chordata; Actinopteri; Salmoniformes; Salmonidae. Gene Ontology annotation, molecular function: DNA binding. The record is from RefSeq and is a predicted model, not a curated record. Gene Ontology annotation, cellular component: nucleus; chromatin.